AUGUGUGGUAUAUUUGGAUAUGUUAACUUUUUAGUAGAUAAGUCAAGAGGAGAGAUUAUUGAUACUUUGAUUGAUGGAUUACAAAGAUUAGAAUAUAGAGGAUACGAUUCAAGUGGGAUUGCUAUUGAUGGUGAUAAAAAGGGUGAAACAUUAAUUGUUAAAUGUCCUGGUAAAGUUAAAGCUUUGAAAGAAGAAAUUGAAAGAUUAGGAGUUGAAAGAUCAACCAUCUUUGAUAGUCAUGCUGGUAUUGCUCAUACAAGAUGGGCAACUCAUGGUCAACCAAUGGUUUCAAAUUGUCACCCUCAUAGAUCUGAUCCUGAUGCUGAAUUCGUAGUUGUUCAUAAUGGUAUUAUCACUAAUUAUAGAGAAUUAAAGACUUUAUUAUUAUCAAAAGGUCAUAUUUUUGAAAGUGAAACUGAUACUGAAUGUAUUGCCAAAUUAUUCAAACACAUUUAUGAUACAAAUUUAAAAGCAGGAUUUGAAUUAGAUUUCAAUGAAUUAAUUAAACAAGUAUUAUAUGAAUUAGAAGGUUCAUAUGGUUUAUUAGUUAAAUCCAAACAUUAUCCUGGUGAAGUUGUUGGUACUAGAAAAGGUUCACCAUUAUUAGUUGGGGUUAAGACUGAUAAAAAAUUGAAAGUUGAUUUCGUUGAUGUUGAAUUCACUGAUCAACAAGAUUUUUCAACAAGUUUUAAUCAAGAUUUAAUGGGUCAUGAUAAUUUAAGAACUUCUCAAUCAAGAGCUUUCUUAGCUGAUGAUGGUUUACCAAUGCCUGCUGAAUUCUUUUUAUCAUCCGAUCCUGCUUCAGUUAUUCAACAUACUAAAAAAGUUUUAUUUUUAGAAGAUGAUGAUAUUGCUCAUAUUUAUGAUGGUGAAUUACAUAUUCAUAGAGCUAAAAAGAAUGCUGGUGAUUCAACCAUAAGACAAAUUCAAACUUUAGAAAUGGAAUUGAAUGAAAUUAUGAAAGGUCCUUAUAAACAUUUUAUGCAAAAGGAAAUUUUUGAACAACCUGAAUCAACUUUCAAUACUAUGAGAGGUAGAAUUGACUUUGAAAAUUUCAAUAUUAAUUUAGGUGGGUUAAAAUCUUUCAUUAAUUCAAUUAAAAGAUCCAGAAGAAUUAUAAUGAUUGCUUGUGGUACAUCAUAUCAUUCAUGUUUAGCUACCAGAUCAAUAAUUGAAGAAUUAUGUGAAUUACCAGUUGUUGUAGAAUUAGCUUCUGAUUUCUUAGAUAGAAAAUCUCCAGUUUUCAGAGAUGAUACCUGUAUAUUUGUAAGUCAAAGUGGAGAAACUGCUGAUUCAAUGUUAGCUUUACAAUAUUGUUUAGAUAGAGGUGCUUUAACUGUUGGUAUUGUUAAUAGUGUUGGUUCCUCAAUGUCAAGACAAACUCAUUGUGGGGUUCAUAUCAAUGCUGGUCCAGAAAUUGGGGUUGCUUCAACCAAAGCUUAUACUUCACAAUAUAUUGCUUUAGUUAUGGUAGCUUUAUCAUUAUCCAAUGAUUCUAUUUCAAAACAACAAAGACAUAGAGAAAUUAUCAACGGUUUAAAGAAAAUUCCUGAACAAAUUAAACAAGUAUUAAAUUUAGAAGAUAAAAUCAAACAAUUAUGUAAUGACCAUUUAAACGAUCAAAAAUCUUUAUUAUUAUUAGGUAGAGGUUAUCAACAUGCUACUGCUUUAGAAGGGGCAUUGAAAAUUAAAGAAAUUAGUUAUAUGCAUUCUGAAGGGGUUUUAGCUGGUGAAUUAAAACAUGGGGUUUUAGCUUUAGUUGAUGGUCAAUUACCAAUUAUUGCUUUUGCUACUAGAGAUUCUUUAUUCCCUAAAGUCUUAAAUGCUAUUAACCAAGUUGUUUCCAGAGAUGGUAGACCUAUAGUGAUUUGUAAUGAAGGUGAUGAUGUUUUAAGUAAUAAUGAAGCUUUAGCUACCUUACAUGUUCCAAAUACUGUUGAUUGUUUACAAGGGUUAUUAAAUGUUAUCCCUGUACAAUUAAUCAGUUAUUGGUUAGCUGUUAAUAGAGGUAUUGAUGUUGAUUUCCCAAGAAAUUUAGCCAAAUCCGUUACUGUUGAAUGA
Yamadazyma jaroonii is the source of this 2061-nucleotide messenger RNA. The record is from the annotation of a GenBank genome assembly. Lineage: Eukaryota; Fungi; Ascomycota; Pichiomycetes; Serinales; Debaryomycetaceae.